UAUGUUUCGUUCUACAUCGAUGUUUUGGGGUACACAGGCCGCAAGAAGAAAAAGGACAAGGGCGGUCAGGUGUACCUGAUGAUGCUCAAGGGAGGUCUGCUGGCCUUAGCGUACAAGGGUCUGGCACUGUUGGCCGGCAAAGCGCUGUUGGUGAGCAAAAUCGCGCUCACGCUGGCCAUUUURGUGGCAUUCAAGAAGCUGUUCAGCGGUGGCGGCCACGGUGGCUCGUCCAAGACCACGUACGAGAUCGUCAAGCAGCCGGUGAUGACGCACUCGCAUCAGUACGCCGCGCCCGGUGCCGCUGACACGUUCGGCAGCUACGACAACAGCGGGCCGUACGCCCGGAGCAUUGCCCAGCCGGACGUCGUGCCGUACCCGCAACUGGCCGCGUACAGGGCCCACGUCAGAGGAAUCGGCGGUGGAGGCGGUGGAGGCGGUGGAGGCGGCAGUUCCAUGGUGAUGUCGUCCGCGGCCUCGUCACCGUCCGCCGUGUCCGGAAGCGUGCAACACGAUUCGGGUCAGAGAGACGAAGCGCUCUGAAGACCGGACAYCCGGACCACUGCAAGCUCCUUGACCGACCCCAUCGCGGGUGACUCUCUACCACAGCCACCCACCUCACACUAUCAACUUCAUCAUGAGACAUAAUAUUAAAAUAAUAUUAUGAUAUUAUUUUUUUCGUAACGCAGUCACGGG
This is a messenger RNA of Diuraphis noxia (Russian wheat aphid), 693 nucleotides long. RefSeq names its product Osiris 8 (gene Osi8). The record is from RefSeq and is a predicted model, not a curated record. Lineage: Eukaryota; Metazoa; Arthropoda; Insecta; Hemiptera; Aphididae.